Messenger RNA from Diprion similis, 3524 nucleotides. RefSeq names its product C-Maf-inducing protein-like. Lineage: Eukaryota; Metazoa; Arthropoda; Insecta; Hymenoptera; Diprionidae. The transcript has 8 exons. The coding region runs from base 183 to 3185 and encodes 1000 amino acids. The record is from RefSeq and is a predicted model, not a curated record.
GGAUCUCGGGAUUGUGCUAGUCGGAGAUUACUUUCGUCUGCUAUGGUGCGGUUUAUAGUCAGGGCGGUCUCCUCGCCUGGGGCGUGAAGUCGAGGGUGGUGAGUGAAUCGCGCUAAGGUGGUUAACGACUUCGAGGCUCUGAGGAAGCGGAGCGGGACAGAAGCGAGGGGGCAGCGGUGCAAAUGAAGGACCAGAGAAGGGUGCCAAUGUUUUGCUUCCAGAGCCCGUUCACUCGGGGUUCCCGAGGAAGUGCGCAAUCGUCGAGGACCGCGAGCCCCUCGGCGGCGAUCCAGCGCCCCCCCGACGCCUCGGCGGCCGGCAGUCGUCCCCCAACGACUGCCGAUCACGAGUCGACCGGGAGCAGACGACGCGGCUCCGAGGCGAACAGCGAGGGCUCAGGCUCCUCCUCGAUAAAGUACAUCGACCAGGAAGCCACCUGCAUGUCGGGGAGCAGCAGCACCGACACCCUCCCGGGUAUCCGUGCGGACUACCUCGACGUCGACCCCCUCUCAUCGCCCGAGACCCCCGUCGCCUGCAACGGUGACCUGGCCGAGCCUGACGUCGCGGAGACGCUGACCCCCGGCUCCUUCCUGAGCGUCAACCCCCCGUCGACGGGGCCGAAGGACACCCGACCGAUCCACCUCUCGCCUAACGGCCAGAAGUCGAACGGAAGCAGCAGGUGGCGUAGGAGAUUCUUGCUCAGAUUGAGGUCGACCGAGUCCUCGACAUCGAGCACCGGGGAACCAUCCCCGUCCCCGACCCCAUCCCCGUCACCGUCCCCAACUCCAUCUCCCUCCCCGUCACCCGGUAACCUGAACCACGUGCAAAGGUCCUCCUUCUCCUCGGCCCAGGAUAUACCAGCGCUGGAGAACGGAUUCGGGGAAACUUCCGCCGGGGGUGCGAUAAAGAGUUUGUGCGUCGAGGAAGGGUCUCUCCCCUCGAGCCCUGCGCCAGGUGUCGGACUGGCCCCCGGGGGCGGGGCCUACUACGCUUUCCUCACCGCAAACUGCGUCAUACGCCAGGAACCGACGAGCACCAGUUCUCCCCAGCUUUCGUCCGCUGCUAGCACUCCUCGAGCCAGUGUCGACUCGCCGUUAUCCUACACGGAUCUGCCUCCGCAAGGAGCCACCCUGGAGCCCCAGACUCUCGAGGCCAGUUGUCUUCCCGCCGCCAGGUCCUGCCCCAACCUGGAACGCCAGAGCGGACCCUCGAGCCCCAGUCCGAGCCCCGGGCCGGCGGGGCCUCGUUUUAAACCCCUCGAGGAGGGUGACAUCCAGGUCUGCUAUUUGAACCACACGAGGACUCUGGUCAGCAAGAUAUUGUCGAACAAGUUUUUGAGGAGGUGGGAGACUCAUCAUCUAUACUUGAACGAUGCCUGCCUCUCGUCGAGAACGCUCACGGGAUUCCUCCAACAUCCGGUUCCCUACAGCAGCAUGUCUGAGGUCUACGCGGUUGCGAGAUGGGAUCCGACCUACAAGUACUGCCUCCGUAUCGUCUUACCGGACGGCUCGCUUCUCUUGCAGGCUGGUAACGCUUACACGAGGGAUCAGUGGUACCACUCUAUACUAUGGAAGAAGAGCAUCUUCAAGUACCAACACUUGGUCUCGGUGAGCACCAGGGAAGAGGUCGUCCUUCGAGAGCUCAAAGCGAUGGUAGAUUUCGCCCUGUGGACACCCUUGCAGGACGAAAGGGUAGCCGGAGCGCCGCUCGAGGCGGUAGCCAGACUCCUGGAGGAACCGGAAGUGGCCGAUGCGAAGAACGGAAAAGGCGGUGCGGCCCGCUGCGAGGGUAGGGGUGGCAGGAACUGGGCCGAGGCUGUUUUAGCCGUGGCAGCACCGCUUCUCGAAAAAGUAGCGCCACCACCGACGUUGGCAAGGGCCUUAGCAAGGCUGGCCCAACUCCACCCGAGAUCUCCUCUCGUCGCGGCCCUCGCCCCGGCCAUAACAAGGUGUCUCAAGCACACCGUCGACUUCGGCAAGUCGCCGGACAUGCGGAAGCUCCUUCAAGUCUUCGUUGCCGCCCUCUACGAAAACAAUGAUGGCGAACAGGCGAUCAGGGACUACAUCGCCUCCGUUCACGGACCCGGAAGCGACUGUCCUCACCCCAGGGUGCUUCCAAAUUUAGUGUCGAUUUGUAUCGCCGCCAUAUUUCACAGAUUCGAGGUCGCGCGUCAUUCUUCGUCUGCAGAUGAACAGCCAGCCUCGUCAUUGCCGCCUCUCCAGUGUUAUCUUCUUCUCUUGAACGUUGCAUCGGAGUACGCUGAUUGGCGGCCCGGACUCGGUGGACUUCUGCAGCCGGUUCCGUUCCCCGAAGAAGCUCUGGCCGACAAAGCUGUGCAAUUGUCUCUGCUGGUCGGCGUCGCCGGACGAAUCGCCAAGGACCCGAGGUGCUCCGUUCACCGAUGCCUACUUCCGGUCCGAGAACCGAGACCCGGAUGGAUCCACAUCGCGGCCCCAGCGAGCCCCGCCUGUCCGGACCAAGGGCAGCUUUUUGGAGAAAUGCUGACGACGUUGUUCGAGUGUUGCUGUCGGAGGAAAAAGUUUGUUGGAUCACUGAUGAAGCAGGCUGGAGGUGCUUGUAUCCUCCUCGGAGUCAGAGGAUGUGACGCAGCCCAGGAAGCACUGUGUCUGAUGCUGGAAUGGCGGCUGCUGCCGAACGAGGAAGCCAGACUUCAAGUGGUUUCUGCCCUGCAAUCUACCGCCUCGGGAAGAACAAAGUACGCCGCACUUUGUCAGCGGCAAAGAAACCUGCAGGAGUUGCAACAAAAAGGGGGACCCAAGAAACUGACGCUACCUGUGCGAGCGACUGACGCUGAUGUUGCCCUUCUUCUGGGCGGCGGUGCUCUCGGAAAUCUGGAGUGUUUGAGCCUGGCUUUCACUUCUGUGACUUCGGCCUGUGCUGAACAGUUGAUAAAGCUACCGGCUUUGAGGUACCUUAACUUGUGGGCGACGCAGUUCGGCGAUGCCGGUCUUCAAAUGAUCAGCGAACAUCUCCAGAAGCUGCAGGUGUUGAACUUGUGCGAAACGCCGGUUUCCGACAAGGGGAUUUCCACCCUUGCCUCGCUAACGAGUCUCAGGAAAUUGAAUUUGAAUAGUACGAAACUGUCGGCCCAAACCUUUGAAUCGUUGAAGAAGCGAUUGCCGGCUCUUCAGGAAUUCGAUGUUCGAUAUACCGAGGCUUGGUGACCCGAACCUCCGCCGCGAAAUCUGCCGAACAACCUCAACAACCUCCUCGAUAAUACCGCACCGACGAAUAUAUUAACUGCAAGGCAACAGCGUUGAGAUGGAAAUUUUUGAGCAGCCACUGCCACCGAUUACAAAGUUCAAUACUUUAUUUACAGUUGUUCGGCCCUGGCCUACAUUACAAUGUCUGUACAAUUAUAGUGAGCAUACGAAAAAUUUAACGCCCGUUAAAGGUGUACCAUUUCAAUUGAUGCAAAGCUGACGACAAAAGUUGGUUUUUGCUGAGUUUCUGUAGAAAUUUUCAUCACCAUAACGAAAAUUUCGCGCUAGAGUGAAUUUUCU